GAAGCACCCAGAAGUAACGCUCCUGGGUUGGAAGACACGCCAGUCACGUGGUCAGCAGUUCGUGUUUGUUCGAAGUUUCAUAGAUGAUCUUAGUUUAGAAGUAGCGAUACUAGCGAAGGAAGAGCGACGUUGAUAUAUCCAGGAAGGAACACAGAACAGAAGAACCAUACGACAACACUUAGAAACUCAGAAGUAUGUGAGAAGUUGUGAAAAAGAAUUCAGUGACGCAAGACUGAUUUGCUGUUUGCAGUUGGUUUAGAGUUGUACUGUCACAAUCGGAAGUCUAGAUCUAAAUGCCUUACUAGCAGGAUGUCUGAAAAUUCGAAUUCCAAUGAUUCUAACUCCAGCUGGAUCCUUGUAGGUUCUCAGGUUCCUGAACCAGAGCUAGUUGGACCAUUGCAGGAUGUCAUUAAUGACAGUGAUGAGACGCAAGAGCACCUGAGGGACACCAGGCAACCAGCUGUGCCAUUUGAGACUGAAACACUGGACAUGAAGCAGGAAAUUACAGCUGAUUCAGACAAAAAGGAACACAUGGCUGCUGAAGAGAUGGUCACAAGUUCUGCUGCAGAGACUCAGGAAAAAGAAGGAUGUGGAGUGGAAAACCUUACUGCCUCACAGUAUCAGAGUAGUGAAGACGUGGAAAUUCCUAAAGAAGAAGAGACAGAGCCUGCAGGCAGUGAUCCAGGAGCAUUAAUUGGCAAAGCUGAUGAGGAUGUGGAGGAACUGGAGAGCUCCAGCAGUGAUGAGAGUAUGGAAGGGCUAAGAAGAAGGCAAGUUGUGGAGAGGAAUUCUGUACAAACUGCAGAUACCAUUGAGAAGGGAGAAACUGAGUCUGGUGACAGCGGCAUAGAGAUUACUUUAAACAAAUGCAUCAUAGCAGCUAUUCUUCUAGCUUUUGUUGGACUUUCUUUGUUCUCUGGUUCUUCAGAUUGCUCAAUAAAGCCCAUAUUUGGGGAAGCCAUGCCCAUUUUGACCCCAGUCCAUAUUCCCACACGUAUCUUGUUUACUGCAGAAAAUGGUCCAGUGGAAGAUGACUUAAAAAAUCGAGAUGUGAGAGAAGCCAAAGUCACACCAAGUCCAGACACGCAGGCAGAUGCUCAAAACCUCCUAACAAUGACAACACUUCUUGAUAAAUUGGCCAAGGAAAAUCAAGAAAUCAGAUUAAUGCAAGCAGAGCUGCAGACUCAAAAGUCAGAACUGGAAGCACUUAUGAAGAAGAAUGAAGAUGAGAAUUUGACACAAGAUGCUCCACAGCAAAUUCUUGUUCAGGAAAAUGUGCUUCUUAAGGAUUCACUGAAACAGCAAGAGACUGCUUUGUUUAACUUACAGGAGGAACUGGUGUUCUUGAGAGAGAGACUUGGGUCACUAGAAGGGGAAAGCAUAGAUGCAGAGGUCUUUCACUCUGAAAACCAAAAGCUUAAAGAAGAGCUGAAUCUGGGGAAGAAACAAAUCGAGGGUUUUUUAACCCAGAAGGAAGUGUUGAUGGCCGAAUCUCAGAUGCUUCGUCAAGAGCUAGAUAAGCAACGAAGGCUGGUAGAAUCAGUGAAGCAAGAGCUAGAAAAUUUAACAGCAGAAGGUGUUCCAACAACUGAAGGAGGUGACCAGCAGCAGCUCCGAGAUGGGCUAGCAGAAAUGGAAAAGAAGCUUGCCAUGGAGAUUCAACAGUCAGACAGGUGGGUAAAGAAGUAUUUUCAAACCACAGAACAAAGUAAAAUGGAAACCUCUGUCAAGUCUGAAAACAAAAGAGAAACCACUACAGAUACAACCAAAGUACCAAUUGGCCAGUCUUCUGAAAAGAUGAAGAAAUUCUCAGACUCAGAAAAAGGCCAUUUUCCUAGUAGGAGGGAAGAGAAGGUAAAAAACAGAAAUCACAAAGAAUGGACGGAUAAAUAUGAAGAGUGGAAGGGAAAAAAGCAGUCAAAGGGGACUCCUAAAAGAGGUACAGAACAGAGAAGUAAGAGUUAUGAUGAUUGGAAGGAGAAAAAAGAUGGUUGGAAGACUGAAAAUCCUGCAUACUGGAAAAAUAAAGUCUAUGAAAGGCGAUGGGAUAAAAGAAGUGAGCAAUGGAAAGAGAAAAAAACUAAUACUUAUGUGAAACAGAAAGAAUAUGGUGAAAGGAGGUACCAUGAUCAGACAGAUAACACAAAUAAAGCUCACUUAUUACGUACUGCAGGAGUGAAGCAUCAGAAGGAGCAUGAUCACUACCACAUUCACAAAGAAGUAGAAAAGGAUGGGGAAAACAAGUUUUACAAAGACUUUGAAGACAACCAAAAGAAAAAGCUCUGGGAAAAAUCUGAAGACCAGAGUGACAUGGUUCCCAAACAUCGCCACCAUGAUCAUAACAAAUUUUGGAAGGUGAUCUCUGAUCAUCGUUAUAGAGUUCCUCAAGACUGCCAGGGAGUAUCUGACUGUGCUCAAAAAGAAGGCCUGACCUUGUUUGAUGUUGCACUUGAGCCCGUGAAACAACAAGAGUUUGCUCAGUUUACUAAAGAAUACUUGGAGAAGAUGAAUGGCUCGAAGUACCUGGCAGACCUAGAAGCUUUCCUUAGUGGCUUCUUUGAUGAAGGGAUCUUCAUGCAUGACAAAAUGCGAUUUAAAGAUUUUAUUGAUGAUGUAGAAGACUAUUUGGAAGAUAUUGCUAAGAAGGAGCAUGGAAAUGAUGAUGCCGUUGAAGACUUUGAUAACCGAGUCUUAAGUCAUUUCUUUGGAGAAGAAGCUGUAAGAAGCAGCAAAGAGAAACGUAAGAAACAGCAAAAUGUUGACAGGACAGAACAAGCUCACAAGCAGCAUGGGCCACAAUUUCUCAACCAAGAUCAACACCAUAAGCAAAUGGAAAACGUGGAGAAUGCUAGGAAUAAGUAUGAAGAAAAACAGGAGAAAAGCCAUUACCAUCCUAAAUUUGGAAAGCAUCCAUCUGUGUCUUAGGCCAGGAUGUUAAUGUUUUUCAAUAGGAAUAUUUGCCAAGGAUUGUUUUUGUUGCAGCCUGAUGAGUCACCCUGCCAAAAAUAAAAUAAAAAGGUUUGACAUUGUCAUUGAUUUUUAAAUAAAGAUGUGUAAGGUGAGCAUUUCUGAAACUUUUAUUUGCUCAUGUGAAAUUCAUCUUUGCCAAAUAUUAAAUUCAGAACCUUACACGUUUGAAGAAUCAGAUUUUAGAACAGGAUGGACAAAAGAAAGAUCUUUAAAGAAGCUCUGAAACUGAAAAUUUUAAUAUAGUUAAUAGUGUUUUAAUGUACAUAAUUUAAUAUGAACUUUGUGUAAAUAGCACUGUUUUUAAUUUAAAAAAGUGUAUUAUACUUCAUUGCUGGAAUUUCUGCAUGGGAAAAGCUUUUAAAGUAAAAUGUAUUCAAUACCUUGUGUAUUCUGUUAUGUGAAAAACUUGAGACUGUCCUACAAUGUUAAAUUCUGACAUAUGUUUGUAUUGGUGAUUGUUGACUUGUUUUAGGUGUAUAUAGCAACACGUUUCAGAGUAAGCAUUCACAUCACUCCCAGGAAUUAUGGUAUGCUGCAUAAUAAAUGCUUUCGUGCACUACCAAGGAUUUGUGUACAGUACACAUUAAUAUGUUACAAGUGGUUAAUACCAUUUCUGAACUGCAUCCUCCAGUACCUUGUUUAGGCAAAAACGAUUAAAUGUUUUCAUGGCUGUCUUUUAGCCAAAGUUCUAA
Protopterus annectens (West African lungfish) is the source of this 3662-nucleotide messenger RNA. It is a transcript of the gene PBXIP1, whose product is annotated as PBX homeobox interacting protein 1. The transcript is spliced from 11 exons. NCBI's taxonomy places the organism in Eukaryota, Metazoa, Chordata, Ceratodontiformes, Protopteridae. The record is from RefSeq and is a predicted model, not a curated record. Bases 310 to 2925 code for a protein of 871 amino acids.